AUGAAUGCAGCCGAUCCGUUUGUGAUAACGUCGCGCGAGCGGCUCAAGUAUGACGAGCAAUUUAAAUCGCUGCAACCGGUCAACGGAGUUGUCACUGGUGGCCAGGCCAAAGGAUUCUUUCUCCAGAGUCAACUGCCGCCGCAGAUACUCGGUCAGAUAUGGGCCCUUGCCGACACGGACGCCGAUGGCCGGAUGACGUUGGGUGAAUUUAGCAUCGCCUGCAAACUGAUCAAUUUGAAGCUGCGUGGCUUCGAAAUACCCAAGACUUUGCCACCAACGCUCAUCGCAUCGCUAACGGCCGUCGGGGGAACGCCAACGCUCACGCCAACCACCGGCCUGAGCCCACUGGAUCCGUUGAAAUCGUUGGCCGGCUCGAUAGGCACUGGCCCGGUUGCGGCGGCCCCUCUCACACAACAGCAACCACUCAUGGGGCCAGGAAUCGGUGUUCCGGCGCCACCAACACCACCUCAUUCAGGCGGUGGAACCCCGGCCCGCUCGAUGUCCAUCUCCGAGCGGGCCCCAUCCAUUGAGUCACCAGGACAAGUGGAAUGGGCCAUCAAGGGACCGGCAAAACUCAAGUACACUCAACUCUUCAACACGACCGAUCGCAACCGAAGCGGCUACCUUACCGGCCCGCAAGCGCGCAAUAUUAUGGUGCAGACGAAGCUCCCACAAGCGUUGCUGGCGCAGAUCUGGGCCCUUGCCGACAUGGACACCGAUGGGCGUCUCGGAUGCGAGGAGUUCGUACUCGCCAUGUAUCUGUGCGAUGUGGCGGCCGCUGGUGAAAAGGUACCGACCACGUUGCCACCCGAUUUGAUUCCACCUUCCUUCCGGAAGCCAAUCUCACGGCACGGUUCGGUGGUCGGGUCGCGUCACGGUUCCGUUUCAUCGCAAGGCACACCGUCAGUGCACGCGGCUGGAGUGGAGCUGGAUCCUCUCUCCGGGUUACCGCAAACUUCGUUUGAGGAUAAACGCAAAGAGAACUUCGACAAGGGCCAGGCGGAGCUAGAAAGACGCCGAAAAGCACUGAUGGACAUCCAGAAAAAGGAACAAGAGGAACGCGAGCGGAAGGAGCGCGAGGAACAGGAGAAGAUCCGUAAAGCCAAACUGGAGGCGGAACUGAAGAAGCAACAGGAGCUCGAGAAGGAACUGCAACGUCAGCGGGAGCUGGAGCAGGAGCGAGAAGAGCAGCGGAAACGAGAGCUGGAGAAGAAGGAGCUUGCGCGCAAAGAACUGGAGAAGCAACGCCAACAGGAAUGGGAAACACAGAAGAUUUCGGAAAUGCAGCAGCAGCGACAACGCGAGCAGGAGAAUGUGCUGAAACUGAAGGCGCAGAACCAGGCACUGGGCGUUGAGCUGAGUACGUUCAACGAGCGCAUCAAGGAACUGUCACAAAAAAUCUGCGAUACCCGUGUCGGGGUCACCAACGUCAAGAGCACCAUCGAUGGCAUGCGUACCACACGUGACACGCAGAUGAGCGACAUGGCCCAGCUGAAGGUGAAGGUGAAAGAGCAAAACCAGCGGCUGGUACAGCUGAGUCAGGAGAAGACGAAGCUGGAUGCCAAGAAUAAGACCGGCGAAACCGAGAGUCAGCUGCAGUUCACCAACAAACAGAUUGUCAUCCAGCAGCUGAAAGAUAAGCUGGAAAACACGAAACAGCAGAUCGAUAGCAAAUCGAGCGAUAUCAAUCUAAACAGGGAGCAGCUGACCGAACUGAAGUCCCAGCUGACCGGGCUGAUCGAUUCGUGCGAGAAGCUGUACGGCGAGUACGACAUGCAACGCAUUCAGAUUCUGGAGAUGAAAAAUAAUCGCAAAAACGAAUCGUACAGCACGAGCGCCUGGGACACGGGAAGCGCGUGGCAGGACUCAAGCGCCGUGGAUACAACGAACAACGAUCCAGUGGCACCCGCGGCGACCAGUGCCGACAAUUUGCCAACCCCACCCGGCUACGUGAAGUACCGGGCGAUCUACGAGUUUAGUGCGCGCAAUGGUGACGAAAUUUCCUUCCAACCUGGUGACAUUGUGAUGGUACCACUGGAGCAGAACGCUGAACCGGGCUGGCUGGCGGGUGAAAUCGGCGGCCAUACCGGUUGGUUCCCGGAAACGUACGUCGAAAAGGUCGACAGCAACCUGAACGUGGUGGAAGCGGUCCCCGACACGAUAGCGUACGCUGAGCCUGAGCCGGACCCGUACGUAGCUGCCACCGUACCGCCCGCCACCACCACCGACUACACUGCCGCCAAUGACACCGAAGCAACGUGUAACGGAGAUGUUGAGUAUUACGUGGCCUGCUACGCGUACCAAUCGGCGGAAGCGGGCGACCUGGUGUUCGAUGCGGGCGAAACGAUUGCAGUGUCGAAGAAGGAGGGUGACUGGUGGACGGGUACCAUCGGCAACCGUACCGGCAUUUUCCCGUCAAACUACGUGACGAAACAGGAAACGGAGGCUAUCAAUGGUAACCAGCCAAUGGCGUUCGAGGAGCAGGCGACGCAACCGGCACAGCAACCCCCGGAAACGCAGUCCCAGCAGCAGUCGUCCUACGAACAGGAAGCGAAACGAAAACAAUCCACCACCGGUGGGAACAUUCAGGACGCAGAGGAUGCACGCAAUCAGGCCGAGGCGGACUCGGAGGUGUCGCAGAUCAACACGCAACCCCCACCGGCUGCGACCGGCAACGAGGAAAACAUACGCUACUCGUCGAUGUCGAUGACGUCCGCCACACCGAGCUUGCGACGGAAAGGUGAGGUGGCACAGGUGAUUGCCCCGUACGAGGCUACCAGCUCCGAGCAGCUGUCGCUUCAGCGUGGCCAGCUUAUUAUGAUUCGGAAGAAAACCGAUUCCGGCUGGUGGGAAGGUGAACUACAGGCAAAGGGAAGGCGCCGCCAGAUCGGUUGGUUCCCGGCCACGUACGUCAAGGUCCUGCAGGGUGGUCGUAACAGUGGCCGCAACACACCCGUUUCGGCGAGCAAAGUGGAGCUGACGGAAACCAUUCUCGAUAAAGUCAUAGCCCUCUACGCGUACAAAGCGCUGAACGAUGACGAGCUGUCGUUCGAGAAAGAUGACAUCAUCAGUGUGCUCGGGCGCGACGAACCGGAGUGGUGGCGCGGAGAACUGAACGGUACCACCGGUCUCUUCCCGAGCAACUACGUUGGCCCGUUCGUAUCGUCCGGUAAGACCGGCAAAGCCGCCCUUUCCCUUGCCGUCAGCUAACAACAGUAGCGUUUGUUCCGUGCUUCCGUUAUUAGUAGAAUUUCGUUAUGCGUUCCAGCGAUCUGCUUUAUGCCAAGAUGCCGUGUUUAUGCCACACGGACACUGCUAAAAGCCGCCUUAUAGUGUACUAUUAUGAUAAACCCCUGUUCCCUUUACUUUACCCUGAUUGAUAGUAAUGCUCAGUGGCCAGCAAUCCAUCCCGAUGCAAGUGGGAACCGAGAGAGAGAGACAGAGAGAGAGGGAAAGAGUGAGAGACACUAGCUUCAC
Anopheles bellator is the source of this 3477-nucleotide messenger RNA. It is a transcript of the gene Dap160, whose product is annotated as intersectin-1. Lineage: Eukaryota; Metazoa; Arthropoda; Insecta; Diptera; Culicidae. The transcript is spliced from 14 exons. Gene Ontology annotation, molecular function: molecular adaptor activity; calcium ion binding; protein binding. Gene Ontology annotation, cellular component: clathrin-coated pit; presynaptic membrane; intracellular vesicle. Gene Ontology annotation, biological process: endosomal transport; clathrin-dependent synaptic vesicle endocytosis. The record is from RefSeq and is a predicted model, not a curated record. The coding region runs from base 1 to 3210 and encodes 1069 amino acids.